AUGAUGAAAUAUCAUUAGAAUGAAACGCAGUGUCGUUUUUCUAAACAACACUUCGUAUCAAUCUUGUCUUCUUUUUCCAUUAAAAGAAAAAAAAAAUGAAAAAACAGACAAACACAAUUUUCUUACCAUUUCUGAAAUUAGAGAAAGCUUUAGAGAACCCUAACAACACUCUCUCCUCUCUUUCUCUCAAUUUUCGAUUCUCAUCAGCUAGAAGAACCCAACAUGGAAAAUUCUCAAGAUUAUUGGCCCCAAGUUUAGUCGGUUGUGAAAAUCUUAUUAGUAAUCACAUUUGUUGUUGAGUAAGGGUCUUCAUUUUAUUGGGGUAGUUUGCAAGCUGGUCUUGUGUUUUGAUGGCAGAAUUGGUUGGGCCAAGGUUGUACAGUUGCUGCAAUUGUAGGAAUCAUGUUGCUCUUCAUGAUGAUGUCAUUUCUAAAGCUUUUCAGGGAAGGAAUGGGCGAGCGUUUUUGUUCUCUCACGCGAUGAAUGUCAUGGUGGGAGCUAAAGAGGACAGACAACUAAUGACCGGUUUACAUACGGUUGCUGAUGUCUACUGCUCUGAUUGUCGAGAAGUGCUCGGUUGGAAGUAUGAAAGAGCCUAUGAAGAAACACAGAAAUACAAGGAAGGAAAGUUCAUACUCGAGAAAUCGAAAAUAGUAAAGGAAAACUGGUAGUUAACAAUGGAGAAGGUUUCUGAUUUUCCCGUUGGACAUAUCGGUGAGUGUGUAAAGGUUACUCAUAUGUGUAUUCUCAGCAACUGAAAAUAUCCUCAGGUCAUCAUUGGUUAUGGUUGUGCAUUGUUCUUGUGUGGAUAUGUGUAUUGGAUUGGAUGAUUUCUUUUGUUAAUAAAAUGUGAAUAUAAUAGUGAAAGUUUGUUGUGCUCA
This is a messenger RNA of Cannabis sativa, 881 nucleotides long. Its product is annotated as protein yippee-like At4g27745. The record is from RefSeq and is a predicted model, not a curated record. Bases 351 to 671 code for a protein of 106 amino acids. NCBI's taxonomy places the organism in Eukaryota, Viridiplantae, Streptophyta, Magnoliopsida, Rosales, Cannabaceae. The transcript is spliced from 4 exons.